Messenger RNA from Guillardia theta CCMP2712, 330 nucleotides. RefSeq lists its product as hypothetical. The coding region runs from base 1 to 330 and encodes 109 amino acids. NCBI's taxonomy places the organism in Eukaryota, Cryptophyceae, Pyrenomonadales, Geminigeraceae. The record is from RefSeq and is a predicted model, not a curated record. The transcript has a single exon.
AUGAACACAAACGACAUCAUGGACUUCGGUGAUCAACCCAGCUUCCGCGACCUCUCCUUCUUGGAGCCUGUUCCAGAAACAUCAUCUGCCGAAGUCGACUUUUCCUCCCUCCGGGACAUCUCCAAGAGAUUCAGAGACGAGUUGAAACUCCAACAUGCUAGCGAAUGCAACGACAAGCCCUUCCCACUGUCAGAGGAAUGCAGGAGUUGGAAGUACGGAUGCCCGUCACGGAGUAAGCAGCUUGAGGCACUAGAACACGCAAUGAAAUUGGUCUCAGAUAGAAAUAGACAGCCAAUCCUGGCAGCGACUGGCGAUGAACUGUUGUUGUAA